CCCGCCUUACUCUCGCUCGCCGCCGCCUCGGAGCAAGCGACAUGGGCUCCGCCGCCGAUGCAUCCGCCGGCCUGCUAUCGGAACUCCAAUCUGCUUACGAGUUCUCCGGAAAGACCUAUGGUAAGUUCUCCAAGCACCUCCACGACUUCUCCACCCUCCCUAAACCCAACAAGUCGUCCAAGUCCUCGGAGAAUUUCACCGCAAUCCGAGCGCUUUGUAGAUUCCUUCCAUUUCUCAACAAAUCCUUGUCGCUCCUCCCCAAACGCCUCUCCGAAACCUCUAAAAUCUCCAAGGAAUCUGCGACUCAUCUGCUCGAUAUUUAUCGGUUGUGCCUCAACUGCCUCGAUUUAAUCUCUUCGCAGCUGGAAGGUAAACCAUACAUAGUUGAAAUACAGAAAGGGCGUUUCAUACGCUGUCUCGGGGCAUGGAAGAGGCACCAGGAGGCGGAAUGCGAAGCACUCUCUGUACUUGAGAGCCUUCGAGUGAAGAUGUCGAAAUCGAAAUCGGCUGCCUCAAAAAGGCGAGAGUUGUUGCCUCCUUUGAAUGGAGCAAGCGUGGACCAGGAGUAUGCUGUGUUGGUUAUGGAGGCAGUAUUAACACUUGUGAAGUGUGCUUCGGUUAAGCAAAGCAGGGAGAUUGCGGAUUAUGAUAGAGUCCUCGAUUUGGUCAAUGAAGCGUCAUCUUGGAUCAAGGCUUUAGAGGCUAGUGCUUGUGAAAAAAUACAUCAUAUGCUUCUGAAAUAUUUGAGAGAAAUUGCUUUGUUUCUGGCUAUGGAUGCAGCACACCUUGGUGGGCACUUAGUGUGCAAGUUUUGCAAGCAAAUUUUUGAUCUAUAUAAAGGCUCAUCUCUGAGAGAUGACAUUUGGGAGUUUGCACAUAGUAUGUGCUCUUCCCUAUUUCCGCAACAAGCCUCAGAUAUUGUUGAUGUAUUGAAAUAUAUAUUGGAAACUAUGUCUGCUGAAAGCAAGGUUGGAAAGGAGAGCACUAUAAUAAAAUUUCUGAAACUUGUCUGUUAUUCUGCUAAGAAAUGUCGAAUAGCAACAAGUGUUUCUAAUGCUGUCGCAAUGUAUUUUGAAGAACUUGCCCUUAACCAUAGAAGACAAUUGAAUAAACCAGUGGAUAUGAACCAGGGAAUGUCAACUGCUGGUUUGAUUAUUGGGAUUUAUGCUACUGGCUUAUUUAUCAGUCAGUUUACAACUAACUCUACAAUCCAAGGAAACACAAAUGAUGGAUCUGGAUUCAGGCUUUUGCUUAGUCAAAAGGACAUUAUUCAGAAAUUGGAAGCUUUGCUCAAUUUGUUGAAAUGCCACUUUGGUAUUGGCGACAAACAAAGUCUCUAUUCACAGAAACAAAUUCUUUACCUGCCAUCUUAUUUUGAUGCCAUGAAAUUCUUAUGUCAUCCUUUAGCUCGGUUCAUUAUUUCAGAAAAAAAUGAGGUUUUUACAGAAACAGAGAGUCUGGCAGUUGUCCAGGAUGCAUUGAGUCAAUACUGCCAUUUGCUUUGCCAAUGCCAGAGUGCACCUGACAGCAAGCAAGAUGUGUGUGAUGAUAACAAUAGAAGUAUACUUGUAGCUGUGGCUGCCUUCACACUUUCAUUUAGAACAAAGCAUAAUAUCCAGAAAUGUGCCAAGUUUAUAGAAUAUCUCAUUGAAAGUGAUACUCAGCCCUAUGGGCUUAAGUAUCUCUUUACAUCUCUUUACAAUCUUGCUGUUGUUUUGUUCAAUAGCAAACAAAUGAGAGAGGCUUUAGAGGCUUUAAAGUUAUGCAGCAAAGCAUCUUGGGCACAUGUCUUAAGGAGCUGUGAAAUGUUCCCUCACAGAUCAGAUGAGUUUCAGAGUGAAUUAUCAGAAGAUGCUGUGAUGGGUUUCAUCAAUGAUGCAUGUGCAAAAAUUGCUAAACUUUUGGAUGUACUUUACCCUAGUUGUAGCAGUAAUGAAGCUGAUGAAAUUCUCACUGAUUGCCUUAAAAGCUGGUCUGUGACAAAAGCCUUGUUUGGGACACUGCCAAAUCCCAUAUAUAUUGUGAAACAGUUUGUAAAGAUAAGACUAAAACUCUCUAAGGACGUCGAUAUGGAGGAAGGUGCCACGUUGUUACAUCCUAUAUUGUCAUCUUCAGAAGAAUUUAAAGGGUCUGUUGGACUACUAAUGGAGGAGGAGCUUCGGGCAUAUAAAGAUUUGAAUGUUGUAAACCCAAGUUUAUGUCAGAAGAUGCGAUUGAAGAUAAUUAGCAUUCUUUUAGAAAAAGUAUAUACAACAGAGGAUGACUAUUUACCCAAAUCCAGAAUUCUUAUUGCAAAGUGUGAGGAAUUAAGAGCUAAAGGACUUUGCUGUGAAUGCAUUCCAUGCCUGUCUGAAGCAAUAUCCACCCUGGAUAAAUAUUUUGCAGCAAAAGAAAGAGGGGGUGAAAAACUUAGCUGCAUGGAUCCAGCUUGUCAUGUAGUUGCUUAUGCAUACUGCAUACGUGCACUAUGUACCAUCGAGAUUGAACCAAACUCAAAGCUGCCUUACGAAGAUAUUCGUGCUGCACUUAGAGUGUGGAUGCAUCCUCAUCAGUGUCAUUCAUCUGGUCAGUGUAAUAUGUUGUCUGGAGCCAUGUUGAAUAUGUUGUAUCAGAUUAUUGAUUUACUUUCAAUUAAGGGAAACCUGGAUCUUCAUGCCGAAAUUUUUGAGAUGAUGAUACGGUUAUAUAAAUGGAAAGAUAUCACACUGGAGACAUUACUGUCAUUGCUAUGGAAACAUAGAAGACUUGGUCAUGCUCUCUGUGCUUUGCCUAUUAAUGAAUUUUCUGUUCAAGCAUUAUCGAAGCAUUUUGGUGAAGUUACGGAUUCUUUUGAAUACUGGACAAAUUAUCUGAAGGAAUCACAGCCCUUAUUGGUUGGGUUUCAACAGAGCUUCCAUAUGAUAUUUGCUCUCUCAUCUCAGAGGCCCUGUAAUCAUAAGGCCUUCCUUCCACCAGAUAUUUCAGAUGAUAAAGUCAAGCUCACUGCAUCAGAUCUCAUUUCCAAUGUUCCUCUAUCCAGUGGUUCAGCUUUUCUUUCAGCUUAUCUGUAUUAUGACUUGAGUGAAAGACUAAUUCUAAGUGGACAACUAACUGAAGCUCUUUCAUAUGCAAAAGAAGCAUACCGUUUACGACAUGCCCUUCUAAAUAGGAAUUUCCUGUGUCACACGGAACAGCAGAUUGAGAACUGCCGUCUUGUGUCCUUCAAAAUAUGUGAUUCAGUGGCCACAGAAUCUUGGUUUUGUGGAGAUGUUUCUUCCGAUUUUGAAAGUUGCAAACUAACUCCUUGGAAUGUGCUCCAGUGCUAUCUUGGAAGCAUGCUACAGGUUGGAACCAUUAAUGAGAUGCUUGGAAAUGGAAAUGUGGCGAAACAUCUUCUACAGUUGGGAAAAGACAUCUCAUGCACUCAGAGCUUGCCACUUUUCAUAGUUUCUUUUUCUUGCAUUCUAGGUCAAAUAUACUGUAAAGAGCAGCUCUGGGAGUUGGCAGAAAAGGAAGCUCACGAAGCUAAGAAAGCUUUGGUUGAUAAUUCCAUUGUCGUUUCGUGCAAGUGCAGAGCUUUAUAUGAAGUUUCUAUUGAUCAGCUAUUUGGAGAUAUAUACAGAAAACAGUUUUGUAGAAAUCCAGAAAAUUCUACCUCACAGGAAUUAGCAUGUGUUAAAGGGAAGUACAAAUCUGCAGUUGACAAAUUAGCUCUCUCUGAAUGGAAUAACUUUUCUGGUGGUCCUAAGGCAGUAGGUUCUGAGCAUGCCAAACAUGAAUCUUGUUCACUUUCUUAUUCUGCAACUGAUCAUAUGGUUUUGGAGGAGGUUCCAUCCAGAAACAGAAAACACGAAAAUGCAGUUGAGACUAUAAUGGCUAGGAAGACAAAGGAGCCUCAGCCUGGUAUAAGGAUGACAAGGUCUAGAUAUCGUUCUUCUCAGAAAAAAUGUGAAACUGCUGGUGAACAGACUGAUACUGCUGCCGACUUGAACUGUACAUGCUACAGAUUGAAGUGUUGGCACCAUCUUCCUAAUGAGGCUAUUCAAUCUGGGUGUAUGAGCCAUUUCAUACACUUGAAAUGGGAGCUUGUCCGAAGACAACUCUUACAAAGGAUGCUAAUUAGACUAGGAAAAUGCUUGUGUCUAUGUAAUGAGAACCAUGAAGCACAUAAGAUCUUUCUUCAAAGUGUAUCUUUGGUCACUAGAGAUCCAUCCUGUCCCCAGUAUUCUUCUCUUCCUUUUGUUUCCUUGAUUGACCAGAUUGGAAAGGACAGUUGGGCAAAGUUAUUGGCAAUUGAUCAUGUAGAACUGCUUUAUAACAUUUGCUGGUCUGCUUUGAAAAGUAAUCAUUGCAAAGCAACCAGGAAAUUUUGUUGUAAGAACUGUGACUUUUCUUCUAUUAAGAUAUCAAAGAUAGUAUCCUGGCUGAAGCUAGCCUUUAUUCAGAGUACUGAAAUUCCUUUUCAUUUUCAAAAGGUCUCAAGGUUACUUGCUGCAGUCUAUGUACUUUCAACAUCUGUCAAGACUUUUGCUUUACCAUCUAGCAAAGUAAUCUCUGAAAGUCACUGGGCUUCAUUCUUCCAUCAAGCAUCAAUUGGUGCUCAUUUCAACCUUCAGCUCUUCUCAACCCUAAUGAAGCAUCAGAAUGGCCUAAACCUUUUGGAUUCUGAGGGCUCCAAAGAAAUUGGUCAAGGAAAAUGCAGCACCCUCAGGCUUGCACCUGGAGCAGUUGACAAUCUUGAAGAUUUCGUUCUACAAUAUUUCAAAAGUUUGCCUUCUAGUACAGUUGUCUGUAUUAGCUUCAUUAUAGGUGCUCUUGCCAGUUUGUUGAGUCAGUUGUUGUCCUGUCCUUCACCUAUUCAAGCAUGGAUACUUCUGUCGCGGAUGAGCUCAGUAAAUAGGCCUGUUGUAGUAAUUAUCCCUGUACAUUCAAUUUUAACAGAAGUUUCAGACUUUGAAGAACUCUGUUCCAGCUUUUCCUUUCAAGCCAAUGACUUCACCAAGCAGUGGCGUUGCCCUUGGGCAUCUGGUGUAAUUGAUGAUGUGGCCCCUAUCUUUAGGGACAUAUUGGAGAAGAAUCACUUGUCCUCUUCCCAUUGUACUAUAGAAGAUACCCCAGAAAGCAGGUCUUUAUGGUGGAAGAGGAGGAGGCAACUUGAUCAGUGCCUUGCAAAAUUUUUGCAGGAUUUAGAGGAUUUUUGGUUGGGUCCUUGGAGAUACUUACUUUUGGGCGAAUUAUCAGAAUGUGAGCUCCAGGAUUCAUUAUUGAUGGACCUUGCUGACCAUAUGAAACUCAUGAAUAAAGAAGAUGUUGAUAUGGGUCUUCUCAAUAUAGUUCUUGGAGGUGCUAAUUAUGCUGCUAAGAAAGGUGAUUGCAAUUUGCAGCUGGUUUUAACUAAUGGAAGCUGCAUAGGUGGUGGACAGGGUGGUUAUAUGCCUCAGCCAUUAUCUAACAGUUGUACAGAUUCAGAUACCAGCUAUGAACCAGUACAUAAAAUAAUACUUGAUUUUGCUGACAAGCUGGAGGACUCUGGAUGCAUAAAUAGAAAACCUACCAUUCUUGUUUUGGAUUUUAAUUUGCAGAUGCUUCCAUGGGAGAGCCUUCCAAUAUUAAGAGAUCAGGAGGUUUACCGUAUGCCUUCUGUUGGAGCUAUCAAUGCAACACUAUUCAGGCGUGGCCUCAACCAAGAACCCGUUGAAAAUGGAGCUCCAUUGAAUGCCAUUCCAUUUAUUGAUCCCCUGGAUUCCUAUUAUGUCUUGAACCCUAGCGGUGAUCUUAGCAGGACUCAAGCUGAAUUCGAGAACUGGUUUAAAGAUCAAAACUUUGAGGGAAAGAGCGGGACUGCACCCACUAUCGAGGAAUUGACUGGAGCCUUGAAGAGUCACGACCUGUUUCUCUAUUUUGGACAUGGAAGCGGGGGGCAAUAUAUCCCUGGACAAGACAUCAAGGAGCUAGAAACCUGUGCAGCUUCUCUUCUCAUGGGAUGCAGCAGCGGUUCACUGACUUCAAACGGAUGCUACAUCCCUCAAGGCGCCCCUCUCUACUACCUCUCUGCAGGCUCCCCAAUCAUCGUUGCCAACCUGUGGGAAGUGACAGACAAAGAUAUUGACAGGUUUGGCAAGAAAAUGCUUGACGCUUGGUUUAGAGAAAGAUCAGGCGCUAGUGCCGGUUGUGAUCAAUGCAGUACAGUUUCAGAGCAAUUCAGGUCCCUUAACAUUACAGAAGGUGAAGGUAAGAGAAAGGUAAAGAGCCAGAAAGAGAGAGGUAUGUAUACAUUUGCUGAGCAUUGUAGGCAUAGACCUAGAGCAGGCUCAUUCAUGGGGGAAGCCAGAAAGGCUUGCUUCCUCCGCUAUUUGAUUGGGGCAGCACCAGUUUGCUAUGGUGUUCCCACAGGAAUCACCAGAAAAUUAGAUUAGAUAACUGUGUAAAUUACCUUUUUUAUUUUUUCUAAAAUUAGCUGGUAGUAUUGAGAGUAUGUAAAUGAAUUUUGAACUGAGUUUUAAUGAUAUACACAUUGCAGCAUAUGAUAUGAAUCUAUAAUGUAUAGGAACUCUUAAAUGUGA
This is a messenger RNA of Ipomoea triloba (trilobed morning glory), 6542 nucleotides long. RefSeq names its product separase. Bases 42 to 6395 code for a protein of 2117 amino acids. The transcript has 28 exons. The record is from RefSeq and is a predicted model, not a curated record. Gene Ontology annotation, cellular component: centrosome; cytoplasm; mitotic spindle. Gene Ontology annotation, biological process: meiotic chromosome separation; proteolysis. NCBI's taxonomy places the organism in Eukaryota, Viridiplantae, Streptophyta, Magnoliopsida, Solanales, Convolvulaceae. Gene Ontology annotation, molecular function: cysteine-type endopeptidase activity.